This is a messenger RNA of Rosa chinensis, 708 nucleotides long. RefSeq names its product protein GAST1. The transcript has 4 exons. NCBI's taxonomy places the organism in Eukaryota, Viridiplantae, Streptophyta, Magnoliopsida, Rosales, Rosaceae. The record is from RefSeq and is a predicted model, not a curated record. Bases 210 to 563 code for a protein of 117 amino acids.
AUGCUUUCUGUCCCUUGAAUGUUGAAGAUAGUUGAUGUCUAGAACCCACAUAAAGGACAUCCAUAGAAUUCUCCGAGGGUCAGUCAGAUAUGUCCACUUCGAUCAUCACCUGUGUAUAUAAAGGCACUUGACUACCUUGGUAUGACACACACACACACACUCUUUCUCUCGCUCCUCACAAUUACAGUAGGUACCUUAGCUAGAUAGCAAUGGCAAGGACGCCAAGUCUUGUGACACUCGCCCUUGUUAUGCUUCUCGUUUUAACAGGAGAGAACCAUGCGGCUAUUAGCAGGAGCAUUGAGGCUCCAUCACCUCAGCCCCAGAUAAGCAGCAACAACCAAACCAUGCAUGGAGCCACGGAAGGCAGCCUUGAACCUCAUGAGUGUGGCCCUCGUUGCAGCACGAGAUGCUCAAAGACACAAUAUAAGAAGCCAUGUCUGUUUUUCUGCCAAAAGUGUUGCGCCAAGUGCUUGUGCGUUCCUCCGGGCACCUACGGCAACAAGCAAUUCUGCCCUUGCUAUAACAACUGGAAGACAAAGAGAGGGGGUCCCAAAUGCCCUUAAUUCAAUUAAUCCCUUACUUAAUUUGUACAUGUGUGUAAUCUCUCGUGUGCAUGCAUAAUGUUAAUUAUAUAACACCCUCUUCGUUCCGCAGCCUAUUGUGUAUUUAAUUUUAUUUGGCUAAUGCUGAGUCUUUGAUUAGAUGGCA